Ustilaginoidea virens is the source of this 510-nucleotide messenger RNA. RefSeq lists its product as uncharacterized. Gene Ontology annotation, biological process: ergosterol biosynthetic process. Lineage: Eukaryota; Fungi; Ascomycota; Sordariomycetes; Hypocreales; Clavicipitaceae. The coding region runs from base 1 to 510 and encodes 169 amino acids. Gene Ontology annotation, molecular function: iron ion binding; C-4 methylsterol oxidase activity. The transcript is spliced from 2 exons. The record is from RefSeq and is a predicted model, not a curated record.
AUGGCCCCGCGGCCCCGCGGCCCCGCCACCGGACAGCGAUGGAUCAGCUCAAAGGGGAAGGUGGCCAUGCUGGGCCGGCGUCAUGUGGCGCGCGACGUGGCGGCCUGCGCGCUCGGCCGCGAGCUGCUCUUCUACUACGCGCACCGGGCGCUGCACACGCGCUGGCUGUACCAGCGCGUGCACAAGACGCACCACCGCUUCACGGCCCCCGUGGCCCUGGCCUCCGAGUACGCCCACCCGCUCGAGCACCUGGUCGCCAACGCGCUGCCCGUGGCGCUGCCGCCCGUGCUGCUGCGCGCCCACGUCGUCUCCGCCUGGGUCUUUGUCGCCGCCCAGCUGCUCGAGACGGCGGCGGUGCACAGCGGCUACGACUUCCUGCGCGGGCUGGCGCGCAAGCACGACCGGCACCACGAGCGCUUCAACGUCUACUUUGGGGGGCUGGGCCUGCUGGACUGGCUGCACGGGACCGACGAGGCGGGCGGGCCCAAGGCGGGCGGCAAGACGGAGUGA